This is a messenger RNA of Anguilla anguilla (European eel), 2124 nucleotides long. Its product is annotated as olfactory receptor 4E1-like. NCBI's taxonomy places the organism in Eukaryota, Metazoa, Chordata, Actinopteri, Anguilliformes, Anguillidae. Gene Ontology annotation, biological process: G protein-coupled receptor signaling pathway. The coding region runs from base 671 to 1690 and encodes 339 amino acids. Gene Ontology annotation, cellular component: membrane. The record is from RefSeq and is a predicted model, not a curated record. Gene Ontology annotation, molecular function: olfactory receptor activity. The transcript is spliced from 3 exons.
GCGCCGACAGGUGACCAGUAUGUCAGCCAGUUUAUGCACAAGAUUAUGUUCAAGGCUUAUCUGAUUAUUUAUGAGGCUUUACGGACCACAACCCCCUGAUACCUAUAACUACAGAAUGGCUGAGGGCUCAGGAGCAGCGGGGGGUGUCCCAGCUAGCGAGCUAUGAUGUGGAGGUUACGUAUCAGCCAGGGGAUCACAGUGCCAUUGCUGACCUGUUGACAUGUUUGCCAGAGGAGGAUGGGGUUGCAGGAGAAUGGGGUUUCAUGGGGAAGAUGACACGGUAGCCAAAGGCGAGUAGGGACUGUGAGUUUCUGCAGUAGUAGGAUGUCCACCUGAGGACUUUGGUUGGUCAGCUGUGGUGUGAGGAGUGGACCGUAGCGGAGCACCAGCAGAGGAGGGUCGGUGUUGGAGAGAGUGGGAGAGAUUCUGGAUUCAAAGGAGGGUCCUUUACCGUCAGGUGCAAGAUCCGGUCGAGAAUGGUCUGACGUGGUAGGUGUUGGUGACCUGGAUGGAAGCACAUGGCAUGUGGCAGCAGAGAUUUACUGGGCAGAGAUGGGUGCAGAUGUGUGGAAGUAGAGGGCGGAUUGUGACCAAUGCAUGGCGGUUAAGACCAGCCUGGAGGUAGGAGUGGGCAGUGCCAGUACGGGACCAGUCAGCGGAAACAACAGUGAUGGCAUCAUGGGGCUCAACUUGGGACGGACUGUACACAAUGGCUUUUUCAUCAAACAUCACUACAUUUACUCUUUCUGGACUUAAUUUAACGAAGGAUAGCAAAUACAUAUUUUUUUCAAUGGCUCUUCUGGCAUAUUUUAUGGUGUUAUUUUUAAAUCUUAGUCUUGCUAUUACUGUUAUCCAUGAAAAGACACUUCAUGAGCCCAUGUACAUUUUCCUGUGUAAUUUGUGUAUCAAUGGAAUAUAUGGAACCUCAGGUUUCUACCCAAAAUUCCUGCUUGACAUAAUCAGUGACUCACGUGACAUUCCAUAUAGUGGAUGUCUACUUCAAGUAUUUGUGAUUUAUUCCAGCGUUACGUGUGAUUUUACCACACUGACAGCAAUGGCAUAUGACAGGACUGUGGCCAUAUGUCAGCCAUUAGAAUAUCACUCUAUAAUGACGACCCAGGCUGUUGUUACGUUGCUAAUAUUUUGCUGGCUGCAUCCUUUGUUUUGUUCAGUUCUUAUGAUCACUUUGACAAGUUUGUUGUCUUUAUGUGGGUCUCACAUAGACAAACUGUACUGUGACAAUUGGUCUAUUGUGCGGCUUUCUUGUGUUCCUGCCACCACACUACAUCAAGUGCUUGGAUUCCUUGUAGUACUUUCAUUCAUGGCACAUGCCAUUUUUAUCCUUUAUUCAUAUAAGAAAUUGAUCACGGCAUGUAGAAAUUCUAAAGAGGACAAGCUGAAGUUUAUGCAGACCUGUGUACCACAUUUAGUUACCAUAACAAUUUUUUCAAUAUCUGUGCUUUUUGACACAAUGUACAGUCGAUAUGGAUCAAAGGAUACCCCACAGAGUCUACGCGAUUUCAUGUCUUUGGAAUUGUUAAUAAUCCCACCCCUUUUCAACCCUAUUAUUUAUGGAUUAAAACUUACUGAGCUUCGCAGAAGAAUCCCGAGACCAUACAAAAGACUUACAGCUGCUCAGAACAGUGAACCCAGAAGAAGAAUAAGAAGAAAAAUAAUAUUUUCAUCAUAAGUUCAUUUGUUCAUUGAUUGCAGAUAUGCAUAAAUUGAUACAUUACAUGCUGAGCAAUACUAUAUGCUAAGGAAUAUGGUCAUACCAUGUGAAAAUGUAUAAGAUAUGUCAGGGAAUAUGAGCAAAUAUCAAUUAUUAUAGUUAUGAAUCAAUGUUUUCAUAUGUCGAGAUUGCUGGUGAGAUUACUGAUUACUUGGAAAACUAUAUACUGUAAAACAGCACAUUUUAAAAAUACAUUCUGAAAUACAAGCAUGCAACUGUAUGAAUGAGAGUGGCUAUGUACAUUACAAACUUAUUCAUGAAUGACAUAAUAUUGAUAGUAUGGAUUUCAUACAAAUAUACUGGUAAAUUUCAAAUGGAGUAAAGUUCAUUAUCAUUAAUAGUCACGGGUAGAUACUCUUUAUAUUGACAAUCAAUUAAUAAACUUGAGAUCA